Messenger RNA from Tribolium madens (black flour beetle), 2389 nucleotides. RefSeq lists its product as uncharacterized. The transcript is spliced from 7 exons. The coding region runs from base 92 to 2185 and encodes 697 amino acids. The record is from RefSeq and is a predicted model, not a curated record. Lineage: Eukaryota; Metazoa; Arthropoda; Insecta; Coleoptera; Tenebrionidae.
UCCGCUCCUACCCACAAUUUGUCAUCUAACUACUACAAAAGCUAAGUUUUUUUUGGGGAAUAUUAGUUGUGUUAAUCACUUGAAAGUGACAAUGUUUAAAAUAAUAGCAAUCUCUUUACUUUUCCAAACAAUAAGUGCAAUAACAACAGUCAGGCAAGAAAAUGAGAAUUAUUUCACCAACUACAUAAACCGGGAGGAAGAAAGUGCGCGAAAAUUUCUCCAACGUUACAAUUCCUUCAACCCUGUGAUUCUUCUCGUUGAAAACAGUCAAGCGAGUCAAAACGCAGCUUUAAAUUUCCUGAAAUCGGUACACAAACUUGAGCCAAGAGUCCAGAACGUGAAUUUCAUGUUGAUGAAAUUUAAUGAAACAAGUGUUAGCCCCGUUUUAGGUAACAAUAAACUCCACUUGGAGAAACUCCUAAUCGAGAAAAUCCCUCCAAAACCGUCAACAUUCCUCGGACGUGAAACCAAUCGAAGUGCGGUUUUUUUCGGGAUUUUGAACGCCGUCCAUGUGCUACCCCCAUCAAGUGGUGUGGUGGUUUUCAUGAAACGGGACGUGGAAGACGAGGAUUUGUCCCAACAUGCGGCAAUUGAAGUGGAAAAGAAACGAAUUCAAGUUUUUGUGUUUUGUGGGGCGAAGCGAAAAGGGGGUUAUUUGGAGGAGUUAGCUGUGCGUUCGCGUGGCGGUUUUUGGAUUCAGCCGGACCGGGACCUCUCCUCGGAAUAUUACGAGGAAUUUUUAGAAAAUAUCAAUGCAUUCACUUCAGUUGUGAUGAUUUUAUCGCGGAGGAAUCUCCGAGGGGAAAAUAACCUGGUGUUUCCGAUCGAUUCUGAUGUAACAGGUGUCCACAUAAGUAUAGCCCCCGAGGUCACCACAGGGCUACUGACAACACCUGGAGGGUACAACAUUGGUGUUUUGAGGGGCGACGAUGUAGUGCGAUACUCAGCUGGGUCGUUCAUAAAACGAGGCUAUGGCGUGCACGAAAUCCACAUUAAUACUACGACGCCUGACGUCGGAGUGUGGCGUCUUCGAGUUAGCAACGCGCGCGCACUUUACAACGUUACAGUUUUCGCACAUACAACAAAAAUCACCGAUUUUGGGACAGCUGUAAAUAAGACAGGAAAUAAGAAAAAAAUUCUGAAAGUGGGACUCACGUCUGCGAUAAGCAACAUCACACACAUUAGUUUCGUUAAUAGAGAUGGCAACCCCAUCCUAAGCAAUGUCAGCUACUUAAGUGACAAUAAAGAAAUCCAAGUCCCAAAUGAGUCAUUUUAUGCCGUUAUCGACGGAAUUGAUUCAAAAGGGGACAAUUUUAGACGCUUAUCGUACGUUAGAGGAAACGAAAAAGACAUAUUUUUUCUACCACCUAUAACCAUCGAUCUGGGUCUUGGGUCCGAACUUAUCACCCAACCAUAUCGCCAACCACAACUUUUUUUUGAAGUAACCAACAAUGGCAAUACUCCGACUUUGGUCCGUUUUUUUUGCAAAGACGACAAGGGCAUAUUACUUAGCAUGGAUCCGUGGUACAAAUGGAUUAAUCCCCAAGAGACAGCAACCGUUCGUGUGACCCUUACAACAAGGUCUGGUCAAUACCAAGACUUUAUCACUUUUACAGCCGCUGGGACGGAAACUGUCACUAAAAAAGUGAUAGUUGAUGUUGGGAUUAGUAGUGACGAUCGGAGAGACCCCCACAUUGACUAUCACUUCACUAGUGAUUGCACUGGUGUUCUUUUGGGGAGUUGCGAGGAUGCGACUUGGACUGUUGAAGUCAAAGCUAAAGAUACCGGUUCUGGUUUAUUACAAGUGAUAUCUAGACCCAAAGGUAUCUACUUCCCUAAUGGUUUCACAAGCGGAACCACCGAGGAAGUGACUGGGUUUUUCAGCGAAUCUUGUUGUAACCCAGACUUGGAAUUGAUCGCUUUUGACAGACAGAAUAAUCGAAGGACGCGUCAUAUUAAUGCAUAUUGUAUGUUAUUCUUGGAUACGUCAAAAAUUUCAAUUGUGGUUUCAGGGGCUACUUUAAGUCCAGGAGCUAUAGCGGCGAUUGUACUCGGGGUCAUAAUACUGAUUUUGCUAAUCAUUGGAUUGUUCUUCCUGAUCAGGAGAUGUUGCAUCGCUUGGCGCAAUAAAGAGAGUUACGACUUACCAGUUUAUAGAGGGCCUCUUAGCUCCAGAAGAGCUUAAUUUUUCUCUUAUUUUGUAAUAAACAUAUUUCAAAAAGUGUUUGACUGAAUCGGUAAUGAAGGGAACUGCAAAUCAAAUUAGCUAAAAUCGUCUUUUUGUGAUAAUUUAAAAAAGUUGAAACGGAUAAAUGUCACAAAAUCGAUUAAAAACUUAAUAUUCCAUACUUUUCUAAUGUUUUUUUUUUACAAUAAAACUGUAUUUCAA